This is a messenger RNA of Lycium ferocissimum, 1926 nucleotides long. RefSeq lists its product as uncharacterized. The record is from RefSeq and is a predicted model, not a curated record. Bases 1 to 1926 code for a protein of 641 amino acids. NCBI's taxonomy places the organism in Eukaryota, Viridiplantae, Streptophyta, Magnoliopsida, Solanales, Solanaceae. The transcript is spliced from 7 exons.
AUGAACAUUUUCACUUGGAAUGUGAAGGGGUCGAACCAGGGGUAUAAACAGAAAGAAUUGAAGGAGUAUAUUGCUAAUAAUAGUGUUAGACUCAUUGCUAUAAUAGAAACUAGGGUCAAAAUGGAUAAUGCUGAUAGUAUUGCUAAAAAGAUGGCUAGAGGUUGGAACUGGAUAAAUAAUUAUAGUAUGAGCCCAAGAGUCUAUGGAUUGCACACUAUAAAUGAUAGGAAAAUACUGUGGGAGGAACUGAGAAGACUACAUGACUUAACAACAACACCAUGGCUUGCUAUGGGUGAUUACAAUGCUAUUAAAGAUGCUAGUGAUAGAAUGCAUGGGACUAUAGUGUUGGGAGAUGCUAAUAAUGCCUUCUUUUAUGCAAGCAUGAAGGGAAGGCUUGCUUCUAAUGGCAUUAACAACUUGGUUAACAGUAUUGGGGAUACUAUACAGGAUCAAAAUGCAAUUGAAGAGGAAGUGAUAGGAUUUUAUAAAUCCUUAUUAGGCACAAAUGUUGAUCAGCUUCCAACAGUGGACACCACUAUUAUGCAACAAGGAAAAACAUUGUCAAGAUGGCAACAAAUGGACUUAAUACAACCAGUUACUAGGGAGGAGGUGAUUGGGGCAUUAAAGGACAUGGAUGAUCUAAAGGCACCAGGGUGUGAUGGUUUUACUACCCUUUUCUUGAAGAAAGCAUGGGUUCUUCCCAAGAGAAUGCAGCAGGUUAUGGAUGACUUGGUUGAUAAGAACCAGGCAUCUUUUAUCCCAGGAAGGGUGAUCACUGACAACAUUAUACUCAGCCAUGAACUGGUUAGAGGUUAUGCAAGUAAAGGGAUCUCUGCUAGAGUAAUGCUGAAGAUAGAUAUGAGAAAAGCAUAUGACUCUGUGGAAUGGGCUUAUCUAGAACAGAUAUUAGUAUGCUUAAAGUUUCCUGAAAAUUUUGUAAAGUGGAUCAUGAAGUGUGUUAGCACUAUAUCUUAUUUAGUGUUGAUAAAUGGGGGCCCUACUACUCCAUUCCAAGCUAAAAAAGGAUUAAGACAAGGGGAUCCUUUGUCCCCUUUCCUAUUUGUCUUGGCAAUGGAGGAUCUCGACUCUGUGAAGCAGCUGUUCCAAGGAUUCCAAAGAUUUUCUCAAGCAUCUGGAUUGAGUGCUAACUUGGACAAAAGUUCCAUUUAUUUUGGAGGUGUCAAACCAAAGAAUGCAAGAUGCCAUAUUGCAAACAUUGGGAUUUGUCAAAGAGUGAAAUUAUGGACAGUUAAAUUUUUGUCAUAUGCUGGGAGGGUGCAACUGAUUAAGACAAUCCUAUUUUCCAUACAAGUAUACUGGUCCCAGAUAGUUGUGUUGCCAGAACAGGUGGUUAAGAUGAUAGAAGCUACUUGUAGGACAUUUCUAUGGACUGGUCAAGCUGAAACAUCAAAGAAAUCCCUCAUUGCCUGGGAUAAAUUGUGCUACCCCAAGGUUACUGGUGGACUUAAUAUUCUUGAUGUCAAAGUAUGGAAUAAAGCUGCAAUUUGCAAGUUGCUCUGGACAAUGAAGGAUUUUAAAGCUCAGAAGUAUUUUGAAUCAGCAGGAUAUGAUGAAGUUGGUGUACUAGGGCUCAGCUCCUUCUCCAUCAAGAGUGUCUAUAGCCAAAUGAGAGGGGUGAUACCUAAGGUGGACUGGAGGAGAAUGGUUUGCAAUAAUCAAGGAGCACCUAAGUGGUUGUUUAUACUAUAUAUAGCUGUAUCCAGGAAGCUCCUCACUAGAACAAGAUUGGCCAAAUGGGGCACUGUUACUGAUGUAAAAUGCUUCUUGUGUGACAGAGAGGAUAAGGAUAUAGACCAUUUGUUGUUUGGUUGCACUUUUUCCGGUAGUAUCCGGGAGAAAAUACUCGAAUGGCAAGGAAUUAAGAGAAGAGCAAUGACCCAAAACAGGAAGUUCAAUGGGCAAUAA